This is a messenger RNA of Cuscuta europaea, 520 nucleotides long. The record is from the annotation of a GenBank genome assembly. NCBI's taxonomy places the organism in Eukaryota, Viridiplantae, Streptophyta, Magnoliopsida, Solanales, Convolvulaceae.
GGGAUACUGUUGGUUACAUGGAUCCAUAUAGCUUACCGCGAGGAGGUGUAUGGUUCACAGUGUCCGAUGUGUACGCUUACGGUUAUAUAAUGCUGAGCUUGAUAUCCAAGAGACUCACUACAAUAGAGGGCCUUAAUAAUGAGGAGCCCCUUGUGUCUGAAUGGGCAUUUGAAGAAUGUGAGAAACAAAUGUGCAAGGGAGGCAGCUGCUCACUCGUGGAUGUCAGCCUGAAGACGCAUGAUGGGUUCAAUCACAAUGAUGGAGUUCAACUUACAAAGCUGCUCACCCCUACCUUACCCUAAUCCCAACCCUACUGACUACCCCCACCCUUACCCCUAACCACCACCCUAACCCACCCAAUCCCAUACCCCUAGACCUUACCACCCCACCCCGACCAUACCCCUUACCCCACACACCCCCACUCAUACCCAUACCUUCCUUCCCUACCCCGACCCCUACGAGUAGGUAUGGGUGGGUAUGAAGGGUUUUAGGGGAGUAUGGGUAGAGUGUAAGAUCGUGG